Balaenoptera acutorostrata (minke whale) is the source of this 594-nucleotide messenger RNA. RefSeq names its product zinc finger protein 581 (gene ZNF581). NCBI's taxonomy places the organism in Eukaryota, Metazoa, Chordata, Mammalia, Artiodactyla, Balaenopteridae. The record is from RefSeq and is a predicted model, not a curated record. The transcript has a single exon. Gene Ontology annotation, cellular component: nucleus. The coding region runs from base 1 to 594 and encodes 197 amino acids.
AUGCUGGUGCUGCCGUCCCCCUGCCCCCAGCCCCUGGCGCUUCCCUCCGCUGAGGCCAUGGAGGCGCCUCCCCCUCGGACAGGCGGGUCCCCAGAACCCGGACCUUCCUCCUCCACAGGAUGUCCCCAGGCUUCGUCCCCUUCGAGGCCCAACCACUACCUGCUCAUAGACACCCAGGGCGUCCCGUACACCGUGCUGGUGGACGAGGAGUCUCAGAGAGAGUCCGGGCCCGAUGGGGCUUCGGCUCAGAAAAAGUGCUACAGCUGCCCAGUGUGCUCCCGGGUCUUCGAGUACAUGUCUUACCUUCAGCGACACAGCAUCACCCACUCGGAGGUCAAGCCCUUUGAGUGUGACACCUGCGGGAAGGCAUUCAAGCGGGCCAGCCACCUGGCGCGGCACCAUUCCAUUCACCGGGCGGGCGGCGGGCGGCCCCACGGCUGCCCGCUCUGCCCUCGCCGCUUCCGAGAGGCGGGCGAGCUGGCCCAGCACAGCCGGGUCCACUCCGGGGAGCGCCCCUACCAGUGCCCGCACUGCCCACGCCGAUUUAUGGAGCAGAACACGCUGCAGAAGCACGCUCGGUGGAAGCAUCCCUGA